This is a messenger RNA of Thamnophis sirtalis, 630 nucleotides long. The record is from RefSeq and is a predicted model, not a curated record. Lineage: Eukaryota; Metazoa; Chordata; Lepidosauria; Squamata; Natricidae.
AUGUCUGCUAAUUCUGUCGUCUUCCGUGGUCCUUUUUUCUUAACAGCUGCCCAACUCCUAGGAGGUGUUGUAGGAGGAGGAACAUCAGGAGGUGGUGGUGGUGGAUUGCUCCCCGGUACUGAUCUUAAUGUAGGAGGAACACCAGUAGUUGGAGGAGGUGGAACAGGAGGUGGAACAGGAGGUGGAGGAACCGGCGGUACUGUAGGAGGAACACCAAUACUGGGAGGUGGUGGUGGUGGAACAGGAGGCGGUGGAACAGGCGGCGGUGGAACAGGAGGUGGUGGAACAGGAGGCGGUGGAGGAGGAUUUCCUGUCACUACAACAACAACCACAGGAAUGCCCGUCACUACCACCACCACUACCACCACCACCACCACCACUACUACCCCAAUGACAACAACGGGUGUACAUGGGUGCGUUACAACUUCUGCUACCACCAAGGAUGAUGUGACCCUCAGACCCUGGGAAGUUGCGAUGAUUGUUCUGGGCUGUUUAUUUGGAGGCAUGCUGAUCUUUGGAUUAAUGUGCAUGAUCUGCUACUAUCUGAAGAGAAGAUGUCCAGUACAGCAGAGUACCUGUGUAACAACAGGAAGUUACAUCCCUCAUUCUGUACAAUGUGGACGAUGCUGA